CUCGUAAGAAGUUCAUAUUUUGUAAGAAUUAAGAAAUACGUAUCGCUUGAUCGAAACGUAUCAAUGAUGAAUGCAAACUUUCACACAAUAGAAGACUGUAAUUAAAAAUAUAGAUAUAUAUAAUAAUUAUACAUUAAUUUUUUUAUUUAUUGUGAACAUUCAUUAUCGCGUUCGUUGUAUUUCUUUUUUUGUCUCAGAAAAUCAUGCGGACGACGUUAGCGAUCGCGUUGGUGUUCGUCACGGGAUCCUUUAUCGUAGCGACCGCGACUAAGGGUAGCAAGUACCCUCAUUUCUUUAAGCAUCGGACGAAGCUCAGAGAGAUCCGCGGCUUCAAACCGGAAUACAUCUCCACGGCAAUUGGAUUCGGGAAGAGAGACGGUCCCGCGGAAGUCCUAUCAGAUGUUAAUGGACGCGACAGAAACCUGUUGUCUAUUCUGAGGAACCUCUCGCAUAUCGCGUCUGCGGAUAGGCUACUCCGACUGAUGCAGACGAAUCCUGCACUGGCUGGUAAAUUGAUGCAGCUAUCGAUGCAAAAUGACCAGAGCGACCAAGGAGAGUCAAUGACGGAACCCUCGAGGCCUGGGAGAACAUUUGAGCUAUUUUAAUCCUUGCGAUCGAACCGCAAACGACGAGUUUUAGAGGGGCGUCCAUCUUUAUAGAUUCUUAGACGAAACGUUCGAUAUAAUAUCCUUGAAACAUAAUAUAUGUUCUUAUAUUUAGCGUUUUAUCGUGUAGACGUCUUUCCUUGUAAUUUCUACGCGACGAAGUAUACGAAGAAAUAACGAGUAAUAGUUCUUUUCUUUUUUUCAUCUGACAACAUAUAGUCGAUAAUAAACUCUGUCGUAGAACAAUGUUC
Messenger RNA from Acromyrmex echinatior (Panamanian leafcutter ant), 856 nucleotides. RefSeq lists its product as hypothetical. Lineage: Eukaryota; Metazoa; Arthropoda; Insecta; Hymenoptera; Formicidae. The record is from RefSeq and is a predicted model, not a curated record.